Molecule: messenger RNA, 7180 nt
Organism: Argiope bruennichi
Lineage: Eukaryota; Metazoa; Arthropoda; Arachnida; Araneae; Araneidae
Product: chordin-like
Exons: 24
Coding region: 216-3206 (996 amino acids)
Biological process (GO): multicellular organism development
Molecular function (GO): protein binding
Source: RefSeq, a predicted model, not a curated record
GGCACUCACACCAAACUUAGCAGUCGAAGGAGCUUACACACAACCAACUCUUCUCUCUUGUCUAGUUUCACCAGUGGAACACUUCGCGUGCGUGCGUAGUUUCGAUUUUGCCAUUCACGUGGUUUUGCGUAAAGACCCUUGUCGAUUGUUAAAAAAUAUAAUACUAAUCCUUUCGCGGUGUUUCCGUGUGCACCUGCGUUGCUCUGUGUACGAGGAUGGGCCCCGGUCGGGUGCUGCUGUCUGUAGUGGUCCUUUGGGCCCUAAUCGUGUCUGGUGGGGCGGCGGUGCGGAAGAAAGUCCGGCCGCCCCUCGUUGAGGAAGAAACGAGGCGCAAGGUGACCAAGCAGACACAUUGUCAGUUCGGCAACCACACCUAUGAGCUGGAAGAGCGAUGGAGACCGGACCUCGGACCUCCCUUUGGAAUGCUCUAUUGCAUGAGGUGCGAAUGCAUACCGGUUCAGCGGAAGCGCAGGAUCCUAUCCCGUGUUCGAUGCAAGAACAUCAAGAAUGACUGUCCAAAACCAUCCUGCGACGACCCUGUACUACUGCCUCAGAGAUGUUGCAAGACGUGUCCCGGAGAAGAUUAUGCGGACCUGGAAGAAGACAUCGCUGCCAGAAAGUUGGAAUCGGAGGAUGAGGAAAAGAUUCUGAAAGAGUUCACAGUUCUUUUGACCGGUCAAAUCUUGGUUCCCCCCGUUCCCGUAGGCGGCGCCGCCAGCGGUUACCUGGUCUACACCAAGAGGGAUCUCCACUACUCCAUACACUACAGAGGAAUUCCUCGACCCAUCUCUAUUCGUUUUACCAAUGAAGAAGGAAACAUUUUGGAAGAGCAUGAAAUCCCACCUGCACCCCACCAUUCCCAGGGAUCCAAAGUGUGCGGCGUCUGGCGCAAACUCCCGAAGGUUUACCGCCGACUGCUCCAGAAGGACAAGCUCAUCUUCGUACUCGCCACCGCCGAGCAUCCGGAGGGUAUCGUCGGAGGAAGGGUCAUGAAACACAACGCCAUCAACACAGAGGCGUACGGCAGUCUGCUGCUUCCGGACAGCAGAAGUUCGGGUGAGGUGUUGGGAAGUGGGGGCAUGGCAAGUAUUUUUCCAGUCACGGACAGCAUCCACGUCUCUCUGGGAUUUAACGGAAUAUUUACUUCCAAAGCAGAAGCAAGCUCCAAAUCGUUUGACGCCCGCGAUGUCCCUCUGGUAGUGAGCUUGAUGUACGAAGAGACGGAUGGCACGAUGCAGACGAUCGCAGAGACAUCGACCACCCUCGCCAAGGCACAUCCGGACUACAACAGUGCGACCGUGAAACUGGAUCUCCUUCCUUCCCUUCAGGAGCGUCUGUCCACCGGGCAGUUUGAGCUGAGGAUCGCUUCGAAAGACGGACAAAGAAUGCAGAGUGGACGCAUCAUGCCCAAGGUUACGUGCAAUGUGUUCCAGGCUGUGAUGACCCCGACAGAGGUAGUUGACCCUACCAGGGAUCCUGUCACUGGUUUCAUGAUUCUCGAUAUUGGAUCAGACGGCUUCAUCCAUUACAAAAUGCACGUGAGCGAUCCGAGCAUAGAGACUGUGACUAUCCGUUUGGAGACGGAUGUCGAGACUCCCAGUGGCACAGGCAUGAGGGUCCUGCAGCAGGUCACACAGAACCUCACUGACUCAUGGGGAAACGGUUCGUUUGCCCGCCGCAGCAGUCAAGAGGUAGAGAUGAUGCUGACUGACGACCUGGUCGUUUCUGUCUACGCCGAUGCCUUGCCCUCAGUGCAUUCAGAAACAACUUCGUUUCUCGUGCACAGGACGACCCCUGAAGACAUGGCAAAAACUCGCACUAUCCGUUCCGAGAAAAACAAAAUGGAGUUGCGGGGACAGGUUCGACAGAGGCUUUACACAGAUGCCUUACUCAAUGAAGUUCCCAUCCUCCUGUCCGGCGGCAACAGCAGCGCGGGGGGCAUCGCGUGGCUGUCCAUCGACAAAGACUGCGUGCUCCACUACCAGGUGUACGUGUCUGGACUCGACCAUCGCGAGAGGCACAUCCUGGAGCUGCUUCAGGUGAGACCGGGCAAGUGGAACUCCCCUUUGCAGAGAGUGCUCAAAAGAUUUGAAGGCGAACAGGUGGAGGACUUGGCAGAGGAUCUGGAUGGUCGCCAUUUGGCGUAUCUACAGGCUGGUUACUCAUACCUGGUUGUGACGUCCAAGCUGUCCGGCAAAGCGAAGGCAAUGCAGCUCAGAGCGAAAAUAACAGAGUUGUACACCCCUCCGAGCUGUCUGCCUCGCUACGACGUCACCUCAAUGCAGAAGUCCAAUGGUGGCAACGCCUAUCAGGACGGCUACAAUGAUGUGUACGGUACUGGGGGCUCCGAUCACCAGUGUGUGUACGACGACACCCUCUUCGAGGACGGAGCGCACUGGAAGGCGGAACACGAAGAGUGCACCAUGUGUUCCUGCCAGCGGGGUCACGUGGUAUGCGAGCGUACCGUAUGUCCGGAACCGACGUGCGAGAACCCUGUCAGCGUGCCUGGCGAAUGCUGUCCCUUCUGCCCGAGCAACACCUCCCUCUCAGACCAGCGCGGUACUCAGCGGCUUUGCUUUUUCGCCGAUGGAGACAAGAAGUACCAUUUGGCGGGGAGUUGGUGGCAUCCUUAUGUACCCCCUUUCGGAUUCAGCAGGUGUUCUCUUUGCACGUGCGAGUCCAAAUCGUUGACUGUGAAAUGUGAGCGCAUUACGUGCCCUCCUCUCACCUGUUCAGAGAAAGAAUCGCACCGAGAGCAUCCGAAUGCCUGCUGCAAGAAAUGUCCCACUUCGCCCAUCCUGAAGUCGGAAGUCAUCGUUCCUCCAUCCUCCGGACAGCUUGGCGAUCAAGGAAGGGAGAAAAUGAUCGCUAAGGAAAUACUUGCCAAUGGAGGUUGCAAGUAUCAGGAUCAAGUGUACCCCAAUGGUGACGAGUGGCAUCCGAUAGUCAAGCCGUAUGGUAUUGAGAGAUGUGUCAAGUGCCAUUGCAAAGACGGUCGAGCAAAAUGUAAACGCAAGAAAUGUCCCAAAGAAGCAUGUCCCGUCAAGGUGCAGGGAGAAGAUGGUUGCUGUGAAAAGUGCCUCGAUUCGGUGUCUUCGGAAUCGUCAUCGCGAUCUUCGGAAGGUAAAGGCAAGAAGAAGAGGAAAGAGCGCGAGCGAAGACAUCGCAAGACCAGACAACCGAAGGAGAAGCAGCAGCAACACUGAUGACACUCAUCGUGCAACCUCGGCCUCUUCUUCUCAAGGCGCCCCCUCUCGCUUGUAUAUAUAGUUCUCUACCAGCGGGCCGCCAUUAUUUAUUUCAAAAGACUGCUUCUUCGUGUCGUCCUGUCAUCAUCCGCGCCCUCACACUUCUGCACCUGGACGGUGAAGCCGGUAUGUGCAAACAUAUCUAUUGACACUGACGGCAAAUCAUGGAACUUGGUGUAUUAUUCUGGACGCAGUCUCUAUCAUGGCCAUCCUGGCGAAGAUGUCGCUAUUGUGCCAAAUUCUUGUGCUACUGUGCCGAGGGACUCUUCUUUCUUGUAGUCGACUCGUCUAAACAAGUGAACGUUACUUAAUGAAAAAAUUCGACAUUCUCUCACGUGCCAUGUGGAGCGAAGAGUUCAAAAGGAACUUGAGACUUUUGGAACGUUGCUUUUCUUUGUUGUUUAAUUUCAUUUCAGUGUUGUAAUUAUAUAUAUAUAUAUUUGCGUUCAGCCUUUUAAAUGCUGUAGACGAAAUGAUUGGAGUAUAACAUAUGACUCAGGUAUUAUGUCUCAAAGAAAUGUUUCGAAUUUGGCUCCAAACAUUUCAUUUUACGGAAAACUUGGAUUUCCGAAAGUAAUAAUUAAUUUUCUUUCUUUAUUAUUUUCAAAGACAAUUCAUUUUGACAUAGAAAAUUAUUAUUGGCAGCACCAGAUUUGGCAUCUUAUUCUUUCUACUCAUUUUCUAUUUUUAACGCGAAAAUGCAGUUGCGAAACGCAAUGAAAUGAAACUUUUGUUGAAAAUAUCAUUGGAUUUUAUAGAUUUUUAGAUCUUUUUAAAAUCGAUUCUUUUGAAAUAUAUAAAUUGUUUUUGAAUAUAUUUGAAUAAUAUUCAGAACUACUUAAUAGCUGUUAUGCUACAUUGUGACAUUUUCUCCACACAUUGUCAAAUUGAAUUGUCCUUGAUUUUAGCCUAAUUAUUUUUUUGUUAAGAUUAUACUUUUUUUCCGUGAUGGGAAAUAUGUGAAAAAAUUUUUAUGAAAUUUCUGUUGGCGAUUUUUUUGAUGACGGAGUAUUAAGAGGUUGUUCGGAGUUCAAGGUCGAAAUGGUUCCUUCUCAUACCACCGCUGUUUCCUUUAAUGGCUUUUUUUCCCCCUGGUGGUUGCGAUGCAGCUUACUUUAUGAGCUUAUUUCCUUUUAAAUUUUAAAUUCAAGUUUAAUAAGUGACUAUAUGAAAUUAUCCCCUUAUUUUCAAUGUUUUUGGGUUCUGCAUUACAUCAAAUUCUUCAAAAAGUUAUUUUCUCAAUUACAUAAACCAAAGUAUAAUCAAACUCGUAUGUUCAUGUUUUGUGAUUUAUUUGAAGAGCAAAGUCUUUUUCUCAUACUUUAAUAAAAGUGUUAAGGGAAAUUUUUUUUCCCUUGGAAAUAAGCUCUGAAGGCUUAUUCUACUUUCAUAAAAAUUCUAUAAACUCGCUAUUGUAAUUUUUUGUAAAAAGAAACAUUAGAAGUUAGCAUUUUUCUAGUCAGUUUUGUAUUGACAAUUUUCUGAAUUUUGGCGUUUGCUGUCAGCUCGAUCCUUGUAGAUGAACAGAAGAGAAUGAUAGAAAAUAUGUUUAUUAAUAUAAAUGUUUUUAUGAGCCGAAUUUUUACAAUAUUAUAAUGAAAGAAAAACUCUCUGGGUAUUAAUAUUUUCAGUAUUAGUUAGAAAUCCUCAUAUUUUUACCACCUCUUUAAUAAACUGACUUUGUAUAGCUAGUAAAAAAUACGAUUAAUAACUGAAUUCAUAAAUUGAAUCAUUGUAAUUUGGAAACUUAUCUAGUGUUCCCUGCAGAGGUUUUAAGGCGCUGCUUGGUUUUUAAAACAAGAUACCAUUUUAUAGUUUCUUGAGUGAAUAUAUUUGGUUUAUUUAUGAUGACGUUGUAUUUUAUGUAAAAGUAUCCGAGAGGAGCAUUAUCUCGCGAAGAAAAGGCUUUUCCAUUUUUUUAAAAAAAUAAAAUGAUUAUUCUUUUUUUAGUUACUAGCAUUUAAAAAUCUAAACCUGGAUUUUAUUGAAUCACAAUUUUUUCUAAUAGCUUCUAAUGAAAACAAAAUUUAUAGACGUGAAGCUUUUGGAAAGAUACACAGUGACUCGAAUGCACGAACAGUUUCGGUUGAUUGAAAAAAAAAAUCAACUCGAUCACAACUUGUAAUUGUCCGUUUCGCAAAAACUAAAUUUUUUUUCUGUUUAUAACAUUCAUUUUAAAUACUUAACUGAUAACCGCGUCGUCUAUAUCUUUUUUUCAUUUAAAUAUUUCGUAAUUCUCCAUUUUAUGAAUGGUCAUCUAGAACAGAAUUUUCAUUUAAUUAUUAGAAAGAAAGAAAAAAGUUUUAGUUUGUUAAGUGUGGAGUACAAAUUUAGAAACUUGCCUGUAAGUUAUUUAAAUGAAGUGAAGCGUAGGCAAAUGCUACUAUUGUAAAUUUUACAGAAAAUUUUAUUGAAGCAACAUAAAAGUGAUUUUAUACCAAUAAAUUAACAAUGCAAAUGUAAAAGAAAAUGUUAGUUCUUUCAGUGUGUCAUUAAUAAAAGAAAAUAAAUAAAAUUUUCUUCACAAAAUGAGUAGCAAUAGUUGCAAUGUAAAGCAAUAAUAUCAUUAAAUUAUAUUAUUCAGAUAAUUGCCGUUAAUAUAAAGAAAUAAUCAUUGACUGUUUAACCCUCUCACUGCUAAACUGGCCGGACCCGGAUCGGCUUUGCAAGUUCCAUAGAAUGGGAACCGACCAUUUUUUGGCCGGUUUCUUUUUUUAACGAGGAUGUAAAAUGAGGGCUUCCUUAGCUAUCAUUUGCUUUACAUCCUUGUUUGAAAUAGGAACCAGUCCUAAAACGGUCUAACGCAUAGAGGCCGGAUUAGUAGUGAAAGGUUAAAUGACGCGUCAAGAUAAAGUAUAUUUUUAAUAUGUGAAACGCAGUUAGUAUUUAUCUAAAAAUAUUGUUUGUAAAACUAUUUGUGAUUUCUACUUCUAGUCUGGAAGCUGAAUGCAAAAGCUUUGUUUGAAAUACCUUGCAGUCGUUUCGCUUUUCACUAUCCAAAGCAGCCCAGGAGCGUGAGUGGCGCCCCAUUUCUUUCGAAGCGCAUCAUACGGGUACUUUUCGCAAAGAUUAGUAUUGAGUGACCGUAGCAAAGGAUCAAAGCACGCGACUAUAGUUUUUACCUAAUUAUAAUCCCUACGUGUCUUUUUUUCAUUUGUUGAUCGAAUUUUAGAUUUCCUUGAUUGUUUAUUUAUGUUCUUAUAAUAUUUCGUUUCUUAUAGUAGCUUGUAAGGAAUAACAUUUCUCAUAUAAGAAUAAUGAAAGUGUUUUUUACAAUCGUCGAAUUAUUUUUUACAAUAGAAUAUUUAAAAAAAUGAACACCAAAAAAUUUAGAAUGAAUAUACAUUUAGAAAUAGAGGCAAUAUUUGUAAUUUUUUAAAAAAUAUAUUUAUUUUAAUCAAAAAAUUUCAUCGGUAAAAUUUGAGAAUAUUCACUAAAAAUGCUUAAUUUUUAAUAUAAUUUUCUAUAUUAAGAAUACGUUUUUGAAUGAAAUAAAAAUGUACUUUCAUUAUUUGUAAUAAUUCUUCUGCAGAAACAAUGUCGCUUAUUACUAUAUAUAUGAAAAUCUUUGUCAUUUGAUUUCCUCAAAUCAUUCAUUUAGUUUAGAGCAAAAUUUGCACCAAGCAACCUUAUAAGUCAAGUAUAUAAGCCAGUAUAAUAUCUUAUGCCUACAUCAUUCAAAGUAUUACUCAUUUUUUAAAAAAAUUAAAUACGUUGAUUUUUUUUUUCUUAAAAUGGAACUGAAGUCCGUUGAAAAGGCCACGACAUUCGCAAAUUCUUUUUUCCGCCCCCUUCAUCUAUUUAUAUGUUGCUUUCACAGACAAAGGUCAAAUUCUCAUAGUGUUGACCCGAUUACUUCAUUUCAUUGUAAUCGAAUCUCCCGUGUAAGUGUAUUUUUGUUGUAGAAUAAAUAAAAAUGCUUUUAUAAGACA